Phaeodactylum tricornutum CCAP 1055/1 is the source of this 1525-nucleotide messenger RNA. RefSeq lists its product with no specific name. The transcript has 2 exons. The record is from RefSeq and is a predicted model, not a curated record. Bases 435 to 1247 code for a protein of 270 amino acids. Lineage: Eukaryota; Bacillariophyta; Bacillariophyceae; Surirellales; Neidiaceae.
AAAGCGUCGCGUCCCAUCCCGGAAAAGCUGCGUUCGCACAUGCCGAGACUUUUUUGCAAUUACCGUCGAUAUAGAAAGAAGUGCGGUUUUCAGUCUCGUCAUCAGUUGUUCCUGUUGCAUUUUCUAAGCCAGUCAAAACGACUUUGUCUGCAAGAAAUUGCGGGGUGACUCUUGUCGCCCCAAUUCUCACGUCGUCUAAUAUUGCUCCGCAAAGAUCUCCUGGGUGUUCUUUCUUCUCGCAGCGAAGUGGAAAUCAAGUCCAUACAGGGGAGCGGGAACGAACCAGUUGGCGAGGGUUAAAAGAAAGCACAGUGUAUCAGAAACAAGCGUGGUGUGCUCGAGCUGGAGCGCAAGAGAAAAUUCGCCAAAAACAGGAAGCUAAAAAUCGGAGAAGACAGGAGAUACAGUGCAGCUUCCUCGAGCUCCAGGUAGAAAUGCCUUCCUCUGAUGAAAAAGUCGUUGAUGGUAUGAGACACGGAGGUCACACUAGUGGCUAUUCACGUAAAUCCACUCGAAACGAACAUCAUCGAAGUCAACAGUCUUAUCAACAAGGACAAACCCGCCUCAACGGCGAUCGAUUGAGUUCAAGCGGAUCGACUGGUGUCAAUCAUGGACAAGAGAAUGAAGGUGCGGGUGUUACGGGGAACAGAAUACAACCAACCCCGCUUUUUCAAAGGAUCGUGACGGAGGAAGUUCAAGAAUUAAAAGCCUACGCAAGAAUGAUUGAAAAUCAGAGUCGCCGCUUGGUUGAUUUAGAGCGCACUCACAAGGAUCUUGAGCACCGGCUAGAAAUAGAGUCUCGGGGUCGGCGACAACUAGAAGUCACUCUGGAAGCCAGAGAAGGAGACUGGUCACGCAAAUAUGAAAAACUGAUUAAAGAGCGGGAUCAGUGGAAGGCUGAAAAGGAAAAAGAAGAAAAGAAAAACAAAGCACUACUGAAACACGUCAGUCGAAAGGAUCAAGACAUUCAUCGCAUGCUUCAAAGAAAAAAUCGAUUCUCACCCGAAAUAUUGCCUCCUCAUCAGUACGAACAUGAGAAUGUGAUGACAAGAUCUGUGCGGACCUUGAGGCAACCUCCUAUCGAGAGGGCAGAUCGUGUUGCUCCUAAUUCGGGAGCAACAACUCGAUCUCCAGAAGUAAGAGGAAGUCUACAGAGUCCUCAGGAUUACCUUGAAUUGUUUGGCAUGAAAGAGCAGGCGAGAGUCCGAAAUGUGAAGAGUCUUUUGCUCGACUUUUUUUGUGUUUGAUUUUGUGCAAGAGUCGGCGGCUAUGUGACGGAGGCGACGCUCGGCUAGGAUACCGGUCGCAUUGUGUGGCAGAAGGGCGGACCCCUCGAGAACGUUUUUUCUUCUGAUAACAUACCUCCAUCUGUACCUAGGAUCCAUGGUGUUGUCGUUGUUGUUGGUUUGAUUUGGUUGAAAGUGUCGAGUGUAGAAUGUGUUUAUAAGGGGUCUGGCUGCACAUACCAGAAUGCAAAGGUAGCGGUGAUAAAUAAUACCAUGAAAUUUUGCUGGCAAUGAAAAAA